Messenger RNA from Arabidopsis lyrata subsp. lyrata, 1838 nucleotides. RefSeq names its product putative F-box protein At5g62660. The record is from RefSeq and is a predicted model, not a curated record. Lineage: Eukaryota; Viridiplantae; Streptophyta; Magnoliopsida; Brassicales; Brassicaceae. Gene Ontology annotation, molecular function: protein binding.
UUGGUCGAUUCUUUUGAAAGAAGUUCACAUCAUCCUCCGGCCUUAAUUCAACGGUUAGGAUUUCAUCUCUCAUCUCCGAUGGGAAACGCGGUGGACCGGCCUUCGUCGGCCAGGUCUUUAGUAUGUGUGACCUUACUGGGACUGGUGGUCUAGGUGCUCCAAACUUGAUCCAUAUGGAAACAGAAAAUCGUCCAUAUCCUGAUGGAGGCCCAAUAAUUUGCAGCCCAAAGGUUUGGCUAUUUUCUCCUAGGUAAGAGCAAAAUGCAAACGACGCCGUUGCUGGAGUAAUAAUAAAGUUAAAGAAGAAAUAUGCCAAGUUUUCAAACCCUAGAAAUAAUAAGUGCGUGACCUCACUCUGCUCGUCUUCCUCUGUUUCUCUUACGCAGAUCUGAAAAAAGGGGCGCUUGUGAAUUAGUAGCUAUGGUUAUGUCUCUAGCUCUGAUUGCGUCUAUGCAAUGGAAGAAGAGGUCGUCAAAGACGAUAAGAAGAGGAAGAAGAAGAAGACAAAGAGGAGAAUAUUUUUUUGUGGCACCGGAGAUUCCUUUGGAUCUACUGAUCGAGAUUCUGACUAGAUUGCCUGCUAAAUCGCUUUUGAGGUUCAAGUGCAUCUCAAAGCUAUGGUCUUCUCUUAUCUGUUCCCGAUUUUUUAGCAAUCGUUAUCUUACGGUCGCAUCCCCACUGCGACCACCUCGUCUAUACAUGAGUUUGGUGGACCACCUCGUGUGUAAUUCAAUGGAGGUUUGCCACAACCACCCCCGUGAGUCUGUAUUGCUGUCAUCUUCUAGUAGCAGUGCUGAGUCUUUGGAACAAGAUUUGACACUUGCAGGGAUGGGAGGACGCAACAUGGUGGUUCUUCGCGGCUUGAUUCUAUACAAUGUUUGUAGAAAGGCGUGUAUCUAUAAUCCCACCACCACACAAAGUGUAACCUUACCUGCUGUCAAAUCCAACAUCUUUGCUCACGAAUACUACAAUAAGAGUGUCCUCUACUUUUUCGGACACGAUCCUGUUCUUGAUCAAUACAAAGUAGUUUGCACUGUUGCAGUAUCCUCAAAAAAAGUUAAGAGGAUAACCUCAGAGCAUUGGGUCUUCGUACUAGAACCUGGAGGUUCGUGGAAAAGAAUUGAGUUCGAUCAACCUCAUAUCCCUACGAGACUAGGAUUGUGCAUCAAGGGAGUUAUAUAUUAUUUGGCUUCCACUUGUAAGCGUCGCGAUAUCGUUGUCAGUUUUGAUGUUCGGUCUGAAGAGUUCAGUAUGAUCCAAGGGCCUCCUGUGGUGCCUGCGUAUGGUGAGUCUGUGGGAUUUAUAGAGUAUGGUGGAAAACCAGCUGUUGUUGAUCAUACCAUUUUGGAACAAACAGGUUUAGUGGACUUAUGGGUUUUGGAAGAUGCUGGAAAAUGGUCGAGGAAAUCUCUCGUUUUGCAGCCUUGUCAGAUGCACUUAGUAGAUAACAACAUUCCAUUGAUGGUGCAAGGUACAACUCAAAACGGCGAGGUUAUCUUGGUACCCUUAUUGUUGAUAUCCCCUUAUUACAUUCUUUAUAUGACCUCCAAAAGAAUGAUAUGAAAAAGGUUUGGAUUAGAGGGAUACCGAAACACUGGUUAGUAAGCUUGACACAAACUUAACUUUUUAUUUCACUCUUAUGGAUAAGAGUGAAAGCAUUAUGCACUUGGAAACUUGAAUUCCAUAUUUCUUUUUUUCUUUCAAUCUUUAAGAUUAUCAACAUUUAAUUUUUUUUUUUUUUGUCAACAACAUUUAAUUGUUGUUUACUUCAAUAAUAGUAUAAUAGUACAAUGAAACCAUUUAUUUUAUGGAUGUUUUAAAUAUUUUUUUGUUUUUUU